AUGAACAGUCUACGACGUACGGCGACAAGGGCGCCUGCAAAUGCAAAUCUUAGCUCUGCCAUAAGACCUUCAACUCGAGCAUCGCCCCCCAGAAGACUGCUUCAACUGAAUCAAACUUCUGCCUCGCCCUCAUUUACGCCAACUUCUUCAUUAUCAACAAUUACAUUAUACUCUAAUCCUUUACGUUCUCAAUUUCUACCAGACGAAAUCCGAAUCGGCUUGCCGUCACAUACCUCACGAAGUUUUCACCAUGGCGCAAGACUAAAGCAGGAGAAGGACGCCAAACCUUCCAGCGAAGCUGCGAAAGAGGAAGCUGCAGAAGGACAGUCUACAAAAAAAUCCGCAUCAUCCGAGGCAGAGACAGGAUCGAAGGAAGAGGCAUCUAAGGAAGAGGCAUCGAAAGAGGAGCCUAACUCUGAGGAUGGAAGUAAAAAAGAAGAGCAGAAAGAGGCUCCCCCACCACCUCCUCCGCAUGGAGAUAAGUCACCAUGGGCAGUCUUCACCGACACGCUGCAGAAGGAAUUUCAAGCUUCCAAGGAAUGGAAUGAGUCUACCAAAGCCUUAGCUGCUGGCGCCCAACAGUUCACGGAGAGCGAGUCGGUAAGACGAGCGCGGGAGGCAUACGAACAGACAACAGGAGCUGUUUCAUCCACAACGGCGACUGUUCUAAAGUCAACAGCUGGUGCUGUUGGCAAAGGCGCUGCGUGGACCUGGGAAACACCUGUUGUGAAAGGGGUACGGACGACAGUGAAUGCCACUGCGAGUGUCAUAGAAAAGGGAACGCGGCCAAUUCGGGAAACCGAGGCAUUCAAAAAUGUGAAGAAUGUUAUCGAUGAUGGUAGCAGUUCGCGAUAUGGAGGAUGGGUAGAGAAGGAGGAGCGACGGAAGGCGAGGGAGGUGAGGGAGCAACAAGAGGCGCAGAAGAUGGGUAUGUCGGGCGGGCGGGUGGAGGUUCCAAUAGAAGAUCCAAACGCCGGCACAAACGUAACUCUCCACAAAGAUGCAGCUUGGAAAGAAUCGUGGCGCGAGUUCCGAGAUACAAGCAGGCUAAUGCAAUCUGUCUUCUCCCUGAAAUCAACCUUUAACGAAUCUGAGAAUCCUCUCGUCUCCACUGCACGGAGCAUCACCGACCGUUUUGCUGGGUUCUUUGCCGAAAAUGAGACAGCAAUGGUGAUCAAGAAGUUCAGGGAAAUGGACCCGACUUUCCAAAUGGAACCCUUCCUACGCGAGAUGCGCGAAUACAUUCUCCCUGAAGUGCUGGACGCAUACGUCAAGGGCGACAUCGAGACCCUCCGCCUCUGGCUGAGUGCCGCUCAAUUCCAAGUCUACGAAGCCUUAUCGAAGCAAUACACAACUGCAGGAUUGAAGUCGGAUGGCCGAAUCCUCGACAUUAGGAACGUCGAGAUCCUCUCAGCGCGAAUCCUAGAACCGGGCGACAUCCCCGUGUUCAUCGUUACGUGCCGCACCCAGGAAGUCCAUGUUUACCGGAAUGCGAAGACCAACGACCUUGCUGCGGGCAUGGAGGAUAAAGUGCAACAAGUUACGUAUGCCAUUGGCGUAACGAGAACUGCGGAGGAUGUUAAUAAUCCCGAUACGAGGGGAUGGAGAUUGAUUGAGCUCCAAAAGUCUGGGCGAGACUAUAUCUGA
Molecule: messenger RNA, 1647 nt
Organism: Venustampulla echinocandica
Lineage: Eukaryota; Fungi; Ascomycota; Leotiomycetes; Helotiales; Pleuroascaceae
Product: putative Mitochondrial import inner membrane translocase subunit tim44
Exons: 2
Coding region: 1-1647 (548 amino acids)
Biological process (GO): protein import into mitochondrial matrix
Cellular component (GO): mitochondrial inner membrane
Molecular function (GO): protein-folding chaperone binding
Source: RefSeq, a predicted model, not a curated record